AUGGUUCCUAAUGACCCAGUGGCGAUUCAAAAUUUAGAAAAGAAAAAACUAAAUCAAGAGUACUUUUUUUACUUGGAAACUGACAUGCGAGUAGAAGAAUUCACCGAAGAUGUAAUCUCCGAUGAAGGAGAAAAAUUAGGAGUCAUUGGGAAGAAAAAAAUCUAUGUGAUCCAAAACGAAAAUAAUUUGCUUCAUAUAGAAAUAGAGCCAAUGGAAUUUUACAUUGAUGGUCUAAUUGAUAAAUUAAUAUUUACCGGAGAAAAAAUUAACCAAUAUCGUAAUUUAAUUACGCAAAACUUAGGAAAAGAGUUCAAAAUGGCCAUGCCGAUUUUUGAUAGUCCUCCCUCAGUAGAUACUAAUAAGUGGCAUGAGAAAGACAAAAUUGAGUUGGCGGAAGAAAAAACCAGUGCUAAGCCAGAAAAAACUGUCCUGGAAAUAAAAAAAGACCUUGAAAAAUAUUACCGAGAGAAUGAUAUUAAAAUGGUAAAAUUAAGUGAUGAAGAUAAGGAGUUGAUGGAUAUCAUUUUUAAUAGUGGUAAAAAACAAUCUAGUAAUACCUUUUCUAAUCGGUGCGAUAAACAAAAAUUAGAACAAGUAAAAAUUUAUUUAAAAAGUAAUAAUAAGGAAAUCCUUAGUUAUUCUGAGUUAAGCGGCAAUUCUAAUAUUAAUCAUUCUCAUAAUCCUAAUAAAGGAAGCGGCAUGAGUGGUGGAACAAUUGUUUUGAUAAUAGUUGGUGUGAUAUCAGUGGUGGGAGGCUUACACGAAGUUGGAAAAAAUUGUUAUGUUUUAGAAAAAAAUGAAGAUAUAAUUAUUGUUGAUUGUGGAAUUAAGUUUCUUAAUGGCAGUAAUUUGGCGGAUGGCACCAUUCCUAAUUUUUCUUAUCUCUUAGCCAACCGAGAAAGAAUUAAAGGUUUGUUUAUUACUCACGGUCACGAAGACCAUAUUGGCGGUAUUCCUUAUUUAUUACAGUUAAUUCCAAAUAUUCCAGUUUAUGGUUCCGAAUUUUCUGCUUCCUUAGUUAAAAAUAAAUUGAGAGGGGAAGAGUUAAAAAAAAAAGUGGAGAUUUUUCAUGAGGACAAACCAAUUCGAGUGGGUGAAUUUAGAGUCAGUUUUUUCCGAGUAACCCAUUCCAUUCCUGGUUCUUUUGGUCUAGUAGUUGAAGUAAUUAAAGAUAACCUUAGGAUAGUUAUUACUGGUGAUUUCAACGACUCAACUAAUGCCGAAGUAGAAGGGAAUACUCCUUCUGAAUCAAAAAUAGUUAGGAGACUAGAAAAUAUCAUUGCAGAGGCCACCGGAAGAGUAAUUAUCACUUCCUUUGCUUCUAAUGUUUACCGGCUCAAAAAAGUGAUUGAAAUUGCUAAAAAAACUGACAAGAAAAUUGUUCUGCUGGGGAAAGACAUCGCUAAAACUCCUAAUAACAAAUUAAUUAUCUUUUGCACUGGUUCUCAAGGCGAAGAAAGAGCCGUGCUUAGUCGUUUAGCUCACCAAAUUUAUGAGGUAGAAAAAGUUAGUAACAAACUAUUCGCUUUGGGAGCUAAAGUAUAUGAAAAUAGCAAAGAAGACUUGCUGCAUGCCUCUGGACAUGCUUGCCAAGAGGAUUUAAAAUUAAUGCUUACGAUGGUUAAGCCUCGUUAUUUUAUGCCCUUUCAUGGUGAUUUUAGAAUGUUAAAAAAGCAUGGACAUUUAGCUCAGGAAUUAGGGAUACCAGCGAAAAAUAUUUUUGUUUGUAGUAAUGGGGAAGUGGUGGAAGCCAAGGGCAAAGAAUUUUUUUUAAGUAAAAAAAAACUUCCAGCCCAGCCGAAUUAUGUGCUUAAUGGUCGGUUGCUUCCGAUGGAAGAAUUAAGUAGCAAUCUAACUUUGCGAGAAAAAAUGUCCCAAGGAG
Messenger RNA from Funneliformis geosporum, 1882 nucleotides. The record is from the annotation of a GenBank genome assembly. Lineage: Eukaryota; Fungi; Glomeromycota; Glomeromycetes; Glomerales; Glomeraceae.